GCUUUCGACUAGUCUUUAUUUAGUUUUCGAACGUGAAGCAGGUCUCAGACCGUUCGUUUCAUCGUUCUUAACCUCUCUUCUCAGAAUGGAGCUCGUUCGGAUUCUGCUUUUAUUUUCUCUCCUCGCUGUAACUUACGUUUCUUCCCAAAAUUUAAACCUCCUUCUUCUACAUACUAAUGAUAUGCACGGUAAAUUCGAGGAGGUCACUCCUUUGGCAACGACAUGUAACGAACUGGAGAGAAAUAAGACUUGCGUUGGGGGUUUUGCAAGGUUGGCCCACGAGAUCAGAAGAUAUAGAAAAUGGGGUGAAUCGAACGGAAGAAAAGUGCUUUUCCUGAAUGCCGGUGACAUAUUCGUCGGCUCAGAUUGGUAUAGUGUUCACAAGUGGAAGAUUUGCGUUGAGUUCCUGAAUAUUCUUCAGCCCGAUGUCAUAACGCUUGGAAACCACGAAUUCGAUGAUGGUCUCGACAUUUUGAGGCAAUUCACCAAGUCCAUAAAAUGUCCGAUAGUAUCUGCCAAUUUUAACACUUCGUUCGUUGAUCCGGUGAAAAAAUCCACCGUCCUCGAAAUAAACGGAAGGAAAAUAGGAGUAAUCGGAUACUUAACACCAGAGACCGCGUUUCUUUCCGAUACAGAGCAGCUUAAUAUUGUGGACGAAUUAGAAGCUGUGAAGGAAGAAUCUGAAAGACUCGAUAAAGAGGGAGUGAAAAUCAUUAUUGGUUUAGGACAUUCAGGUUUUGACACUGACAAGAGAUUGGCAGAGCAUGUCCCUCUUCUAGAUCUCGUUAUUGGUGGUCACAGCAACACCUUUCUUUGGAAUGGUCCCAAGCCUCACGAAGAAGACGUGCAAGGUCCUUAUCCUACUGUGAUAACUCAAAAAAGUGGAAAAAAAGUUCCAGUGGUGCAAGCGUAUGCUUAUACUUUGUAUUUAGGAAGAUUGAAUGUUACCUUCGAUGAAAAUGGCGAUCUCAUUGAAUUUGGUGGACAACCCGAAUACCUCUCUUCGAAUAUUCCACAAGCUGAAGAUGUUCUGGAGCUGUUAGAGAAAUUCAGACCAGAAGUAGAUAAGACGAACCAAGAAGUUGUUGGAAAAUCUAGUGUUUUUCUUGAUGGUAUGUGCAGAACUCGAGAAUGCAAUUUCGGAAAUCUAAUUACAGACGCCAUGGUUUAUUACUCAGCUUUUCACAAUCAAAUGGAUGAUAUCUGGACAAAUGCUUCGAUAGCACUUUAUAACUCUGGAAAUUUGAGGAAUUCCAUCAAUGUUACUUACACAGAAGGGAACAUUACAAAGGGCGAACUCUUGGCCGCCAUACCCUUCAAAAACGAACUAGUAACUGUCGACCUGAAAGGUUCUGUGAUUUUAGAAGCACUGGAACAUACCGUAGAAAAUUAUGCCAACAAUUUCAUAAGCGCCCAGUUUCUUCAAGUGUCGGGAUUACGUGUAGUGUACGAUUUGGGCAAACCAAAGGGUCGUAGAGUGGCAUCAGUCAAGGUCAGGUGUUCGAACUGCACAAUUCCCAAUUACGAGAAUUUGAACGUUGAUGCUGACUACUCCGUCUUGUUAACCGAUUUUAUUUUAAAAGGAGGUGACGGUUUCAGCAUGAUCAAGGAAAAGAGCAGAAAUGUGAUAGAACAUAAGGUGCCUGUGUUCGACUUGAUACUUUGGUAUUUGUCUAAGCAGAGCCCAGUUUAUCCGGAAGUUCAAGGAAGGAUAAAGUUCAUCAACACCCCUAAUUCAUCCACUUAUUUGCGUGUUACUUACUGGAUAUUUGUUAUGCCAUUGAGUGUGUGGCUCCUAAGAUUGAAUUGAGAAUAAAAUUAUAAAUCUAACUAUGUCAUCUCCUAGGAAGAUAAAAAAGUGUAGAUUUUUUUUCAAUAUGAAACUUGACCAGUGGACAGCUUAAUUAUUUGGAUAAAGUAUGAACAUUAUUUUGUAAUUUUCGCAUGUGUCCUUAGGACUGUCAACGUGGUUAUGAAGUCGUCUUCGUUGACAAUAAUAUUGAGAAUACAUAGUAUAAUUUCCUUUCCUCGAUAGGUAAAUUAUUUUUGUAGAAAGUUCAAAUACUCUAUGAUAUGUGUAUUAUUCCUGUUUUGAAUAAAAUUAUAGGAAACGA
Molecule: messenger RNA, 2114 nt
Organism: Coccinella septempunctata (seven-spotted ladybird)
Lineage: Eukaryota; Metazoa; Arthropoda; Insecta; Coleoptera; Coccinellidae
Product: protein 5NUC-like
Exons: 2
Coding region: 86-1810 (574 amino acids)
Biological process (GO): AMP catabolic process
Cellular component (GO): plasma membrane
Molecular function (GO): 5'-nucleotidase activity; nucleotide binding; metal ion binding
Source: RefSeq, a predicted model, not a curated record